CGAAGCGCAACCUGGUGACCAAACCAGCAGUCAGUUACUGGCAAAAUGGCGCUCAAGGCACAAGUCGGUCAAAAGAUUAUGAAUGAGAUCAUCAAACAGAAAAAGGCCUCAGAUAGUGGUACUCCGUGGCGCAUUUUGGUAGUGGACCAACUAGCCAUGAGGAUGGUAUCGGCAUGCUGUAAAAUGCACGAUAUCAGUGCCCAAGGAAUCACUCUGGUAGAAGACAUUAACAAAAAACGGGAGCCAUUGCCCACCAUGGAAGCGAUCUAUCUGAUCACACCUUGCAAUAAUUCUGUCCAAAAACUAAUUGAAGACUUCAGCAAUCCGACGCGGACCAUUUAUAAAGUCGCGCACAUUUACUUCACGGAAGUGUGUCCGGAGGAGCUGUUCAAUGAAAUCUGCAAGUCUCUCGCCGCUAAAAAGAUCAAAACCCUCAAAGAGAUCAACAUCGCUUUCCUGCCUUACGAGUCGCAGGUCUUCUCCCUGGACUCGCGUGAAACGUUCGCUUGCUUUUACAACGCGUCUUUCGCCAACUUGAGGACUGCCAACAUGGAGAGAAUAGCCGAACAAAUAGCGACUCUCUGUGCUACUCUUGGAGAAUAUCCGUCUGUUCGUUACCGAAGUGACUUCGACCGAAACGUGGAGUUGGCACAUAUGGUCCAACAAAAAUUGGACGCUUACAAAGCGGAUGAGCCGACUAUGGGGGAAGGACCAGAGAAAGCUCGUUCCCAAUUGCUCAUCCUGGAUAGAGGAUUUGAUUGUGUUUCACCGCUGUUACAUGAGUUGACGCUGCAAGCUAUGGCAUACGAUUUACUAGAUAUCGAAAACGACGUUUAUAGGUUCGAAGCGUCAGCCGGAGUGCAAAAGGAAGUAUUAUUGGACGAGAAUGAUGAUUUGUGGGUAGAGCUUAGACAUCAACAUAUUGCUGUAGUUUCACAAAACGUUACCAAAAAUCUGAAGAAAUUCACGGAAUCAAAAAGGAUGCCUCAAGGAGACAAACAAAGCAUGAGGGACCUUUCACAGAUGAUCAAGAAAAUGCCACAAUACCAGAAAGAAUUAAGCAAAUAUGCAACGCAUUUACAAUUAGCCGAGGAUUGCAUGAAACGUUACCAAGGAAACGUGGACAAGCUGUGCAAAGUAGAACAAGACUUAGCGAUGGGCACAGAUGCCGAGGGUGAACGUAUCAAAGAUCAGAUGAAGAACAUUACACCCAUUUUGCUUGAUCAAACUGUGCACCAUUUGGACAAGCUUCGAAUUAUCUCUUUGUAUGUUAUUAGUAAAAAUGGUGUCACCGAUGAAAAUCUGAAUCGUUUAGUUCACCAUGCUCAAAUAUCGGUGGAUGACAAACAGACCAUAGUCAAUAUGUCAAACCUUGGCAUUAAUAUCGUAGUAGAUGGUGGUAACCGUAAGAAAUUGUAUACUGUACCACGUAAAGAGAGAAUUACGGAGCAAACAUAUCAAAUGAGUCGUUGGACACCGAUUAUGAAAGACAUUAUGGAAGACGCUAUUGAAGAUAAACUUGACUCCAAACAUUUUCCAUUCUUAGCCGGCCGUGCUGCCAGCUCGGGUUACCAUGCUCCGACCAGUGCGCGAUAUGGCCACUGGCACAAAGACAAAGGCCAACAAACCAUUAAAAACGUGCCGCGCUUGAUUGUCUUCGUUGUUGGUGGAGUCUGCUUCUCUGAAAUACGAUGCGCUUACGAAGUAACAAACGCUUUGAAAAAUUGGGAAGUGAUAAUUGGUUCGUCGCACAUUAUUACACCGAAGUCCUUCUUAGACGACUUGAGUAAACUUCAUGUGUGAAUACAUUUUCGUAUAAACGGAACAACAAAGAAUACAUUCCCGUAUUUCCUGAUACGUCAUUAGCUUUGGCUCCAUCAAUAAAUACCAGCUAUAACUCUGUGGAUGAACUCGACUAUACAAUUGAAAAUAUUAUAUAGGGAACACGCAGUCAAUUCUGUAGGUCGCGCAGCCAUUUAAGCGACCAUUUAAGAAAUUGGUGAAUGUCAUAUCAUGAAUAGCAGUUGAACAAUACAUGAACGGUGUUAGAAUGAGAAAAAUAUUAAGUGCCUCCGCGUUUAAAAAGUUAAUAAGAAACGAAUAAACAUCUUGGCAAUACUGGUGUAGAUCACACGGAAGUGCUUAAUUGUACCUUAGGCUGGCAAAUGAUCUAGUUCGGAUAUGAUAUGUUACUUUCAGCCGUGCCACUCCUUUAUUAAUAAUAAGGGGCCGGUUAGCAAUGGAAUUUGAUGUGUUGUAGAAGAGAAUCGUGAUAUACAUGUAAAUUUCUCGUUAUUAGUAUUUCGUUAUCUCCCGCUCUGAAAAAAGCUAUAGACUGUUACAUACUUUACCUUAAAGAUUUAAUCUUCGAUUUCACUCACAGAAUCAGUAACGCUUAUGGAAUUCGCAUGAAAGAUAUAAAUAUCAUUUGCAACACAAUUACGUGUGUAUCAAUUUCAAAAUAGAGACAUGAUGUGAAUAUUAGUAUUUAUUAUAUAAUCUUCAUUCUAUUUAAAUAUGUUUCUUGUAUAAUAAAAACAAUAAGUGUAUAUUAAAUUAUUUAUUAUACGUCUGUUAUAGUGUUGAUUCGUUGACAAAUAUGUUCACUUAGCGUGCAUGAAUGCUGAAUUAUAGCGCAAGUAAGUCGGUCUUGAUUUCUCUUGAAAGCAAUGCAUCUAACAUUCGUAAAUAAAAAACAUUGUCCGACUUUUGAAGACUUAUAUACAGGUUCAACUAAAACUAAUUAUCUUCACCGUAUUGAUAAAUAUUUACAUGUUAAAACUUCUGCUGCACAUAAGAAGCAAUUAUAAAACCGCUCUCGGCCGGUGGAAGUGAAUCUGUUAAUUAUUCAUAAUAAUUAUUGAUGUACGUUAAUAUUACGAUUACUUAGCGGCGAGAUUAUUACAAAGUUUACGGUAUUGAAUAAUAUAUAAUAUAUUAUAUGAACGUAUGUGUAUGUAGAUUGUAGACUAAACAAAAUGUUCUGCUUAUAAAGGCCUACAAUUUGCUCCAA
Messenger RNA from Megalopta genalis, 3013 nucleotides. RefSeq names its product Syntaxin-binding protein Rop (gene Rop). The record is from RefSeq and is a predicted model, not a curated record. Lineage: Eukaryota; Metazoa; Arthropoda; Insecta; Hymenoptera; Halictidae. Gene Ontology annotation, biological process: vesicle-mediated transport.